CUCAUAAGCAUUUCAUCAAACACCUUCCGUGCGUAAAACCCCCACACAAAAAACACACUACACAAGUCAAGCAUUUCAUCAAACACCUUCAGUGUAUGAACACAAAUAACAAAAAGAUUGAUUUGUCGUUAGCAAAGGUUCCAUUUUCCGGCUUUUUUCUUCAUGGAUACAGAUCAAGGUGUUUGAAUUUGACUAUUAUUAGUCAAGAUUCAAUCUUUUUGUUGACCCAUCAUGUCUUAUGCCAAUACAAGAUCAGUAAGGUUUCAAGAGGAUGUUGAACAACAACCAAAGUUCCAACCCAUCAAUGGGGACAGUUUAUUCAAGGUUAAAUACAACAUUGAUGGAAAACAAAUACCCGAAUCAAGAAAACCCGAUAACCGACCCGUAAAACACCAACCCGGACCCUCGUUAAAGUCCAAAGUGUUAUCACGAGUAUUCUCCGAAGAUUACGAACGAGUGAAAAAGAAAAUCUUGGAUCCUAGAGGCCUAACCAUAAGAAAAUGGAACAAGAUAUUUUUAGUAGCGUGUUUGGUUUCGUUGUUUGUAGACCCUUUGUUUUUUUACUUGCCGUCGAUUAGAGAAAACGUUUGUAUCGAUAUGGGUUCGACACUUAAAGUCAGUUUGACGGUUAUGCGAUCGAUAGCCGAUGUGUUUUACAUGAUUCAGAUAUAUGUUAAGUUCAUGACCGCUUAUGUCGCGCCAUCAUCUCGUGUUUUUGGAAGAGGUGAGCUUGUUAUCAACUCUGCCAAGAUUGCAAAACGAUACAUUAAAGGUGAUCUUUGGAUCGAUUUUGGCGCUGCAUUACCGCUUCCUCAGCUGCUAAUAUGGAUAAUCAUACCGAGUUUGAGCGGUUCAGCGAUGACCAACACGAAGAACGUUCUUCGGUUCAUCAUCAUCCUUCAAUACAUCCCGAGGCUAUACCUUAUCUUUCCGCUUACAACACAAAUAGUCGAAGCUACAGGUGUUGUUACAGAAACAGCAUGGGCCGGUGCAGCUUAUAACUUGAUGCUUUACAUGCUGGCAAGCCAUUUUGUAGGAGCUGCUUGGUAUCUUUUAUCGAUUGAACGGCAAGAAUCGUGUUGGAGAAGCAUAUGUCGGGUCGAGAAUCUAGAGUGUGUAGACGAUUUUUUCGACUGUCAAAGAGUUAAUGAAUCUGCUAGAAGCGAAUGGUUUCGAACGAGUAAUGUAACGACUCAUUGUGUCUCGAGUAGUGGGUUUUAUCCGUUCGGUAUCUAUGGGGAAUCGUUGGAAUCGGAAGUUACUUCGGCAUCGUUCUUCAAUAAGUACUUCUAUUGUCUUUGGUUCGGGUUGAAGAAUCUCAGUUCUCUAGGGCAAAAUCUGUCAACGAGCACUUACGUUGGCGAAAUCAUGUUUGCGAUUGUGGUUGCGGUUGUGGGUCUGGUUCUUUUCGCUUUGUUGAUCGGAAAUAUGCAGACGUAUCUUCAAUCGACAACGGUUCGAUUAGAGGAAUGGAGAAUCAGGAGAACCGAUACAGAACAAUGGAUGCACCACCGCCAACUGCCGCCAGAACUCCGCCAGUCGGUUCGAAGAUACGAUCAGUAUAAAUGGGUGGCGACUCGCGGGGUGGAUGAAGAAUCUCUUCUCAAAGGACUCCCGUUAGAUCUUCGUCGAGAUAUCAAACGUCAUCUUUGUUAUGAUCUAGUUCGCCGAGUUCCGUUAUUUGAUCAAAUGGACCAACGGAUGCUCGAUGCGAUAUGCGAGAGGCUAAAACCGGCUUUAUGUACACAAGGCACGUGUCUCGUUCGCGAGGGGGACCCGGUGAACGAAAUGUUGUUUAUAGUAAGAGGAAACCUUGAUUCGUACACGACUAACGGUGGUCGAACCGGGUUUUUUAACUCAUGUCGGAUCGGUCCGGGUGACUUUUGUGGUGAAGAGCUUUUGACGUGGGCCCUGGACCCACGUCCAAGUGUCAUCCUUCCGUCAUCCACGCGGACCGUAAAAGCCAUAUCCGAAGUUGAAGCGUUCGCGCUUAUAGCCGAUGAUUUGAAAUUCGUGGCGUCACAAUUCAGAAGGUUGCAUAGUAAGCAGUUACGACAUAAGUUUCGGUUUUAUAGCCACCAAUGGCGGACAUGGGCGGCGUGUUUUGUUCAGGCGGCGUGGCGGAGGUAUAAGAGGAGGAAGAGUGCUCGGGAACUUAAGGCGCGUGAGAGCUUCACGAGUGUUGAUUAUGAGUGUUCACCGAUGCAUGAUGGGAGCAAUAUGGCGUCACCCGACCCUGGUUAUGGUGCGUAUGUUGGUAGGAUGGGUGCGAGCCGAAGGCCCGGUGGGUCGAAACCUGGCGGCGUUGGCACCGGCUCGUUGCAAAAGCCGGCGGAGCCGGAUUUUUCUGUAGAUGAGGAGUGAAUGUUGAAAAAAGUUUGACAAAAGUGUGGCAAAAGUGCAAAGAAAAGAAGUAAAGGGGGGAAAUAUAAAAAUACUAUUCAGGAAACUUGUGAAUAUUUAGACUUAUUAUGUUUUUUUUUUUUACUAUUAUUCUUGGAUUAUACUUUUUCUAAUACUUAAAAAACAUGAAGUAAACGUUUGUUUAUAUCAAAUCAUAAAAUAUCGUUUUGUUA
Helianthus annuus (common sunflower) is the source of this 2576-nucleotide messenger RNA. RefSeq names its product protein CNGC15b. Gene Ontology annotation, molecular function: protein binding; voltage-gated potassium channel activity. Gene Ontology annotation, cellular component: membrane. Bases 232 to 2364 code for a protein of 710 amino acids. The record is from RefSeq and is a predicted model, not a curated record. Lineage: Eukaryota; Viridiplantae; Streptophyta; Magnoliopsida; Asterales; Asteraceae. Gene Ontology annotation, biological process: potassium ion transport; transmembrane transport. The transcript is spliced from 8 exons.